Molecule: messenger RNA, 3130 nt
Organism: Mizuhopecten yessoensis (Yesso scallop)
Lineage: Eukaryota; Metazoa; Mollusca; Bivalvia; Pectinida; Pectinidae
Product: 78 kDa glucose-regulated protein-like
Exons: 6
Coding region: 156-2141 (661 amino acids)
Biological process (GO): endoplasmic reticulum unfolded protein response; cellular response to unfolded protein; protein refolding
Cellular component (GO): membrane; nucleus; endoplasmic reticulum lumen
Molecular function (GO): ATP binding; heat shock protein binding; ATP hydrolysis activity
Source: RefSeq, a predicted model, not a curated record
UCACAGUCGGCCACGAUUGGGAACACGGGAAACGAUAUAACGCACACGAGUAAGCCAAACGGCACAAUCUGUCAGAAACACAAAAUCUAAGAAGGUACAUCUCUAUUGAAGCCGUUACCAGUGUAUAAUAACCAAAGGAGCUGAACAAGAUAUAAAUGAUCACAAUGAAACUAGUGGUGCCAGUUUGUUUGGCGGUGUUGUUGCUAGCCUUGGUUCAGGGGAAAGAUGAUGAUGAGAAGAAGAAAGAUAGUGUAGGAACAGUGAUUGGAAUUGAUCUAGGAACUACUUACUCCUGUGUUGGAGUGUUUAAAAAUGGACGCGUAGAAAUCAUUGCUAAUGACCAGGGAAACCGAAUCACGCCAUCCUAUGUGGCUUUCACCAGUGAAGGUGAACGUCUGAUUGGAGAUGCUGCUAAGAAUCAACUGACCAGCAAUCCUGAGAACACAGUCUUUGAUGUCAAACGUAUGAUUGGUCGUACAUGGGACGACAAAUCUGUACAGAAGGACAUCAAAUUUUACCCAUUCAAUGUUGUCAACAAAGGAAACAAACCCCAUGUUGAUGUUGAUACAGGUUCUGCAAGAAAGUCGUUUUCCCCUGAAGAAAUUUCUGCUAUGGUUCUUGGAAAAAUGAAGGAAAUCGCUGAAGCAUUCUUGGGUAAGGAAGUCUCCAACGCUGUCAUUACUGUGCCUGCUUACUUCAAUGAUGCUCAGAGACAGGCUACAAAGGAUGCUGGUACCAUUGCUGGACUCAACGUCAUGCGAAUCAUCAAUGAGCCAACUGCAGCUGCCAUUGCAUAUGGUCUUGAUAAGAAAGAAGGAGAGAAGAACAUCCUUGUGUUUGAUCUUGGUGGUGGUACCUUUGAUGUGUCCCUUCUGACCAUCGACAAUGGCGUGUUUGAGGUCGUAGCAACUAAUGGAGACACUCACUUGGGAGGAGAAGACUUUGACCAGCGUGUCAUGGAACAUUUCAUCAAACUCCACAAGAAAAAGAAGGGAAAGGACAUCAGAAAGGAUAACCGUGCUGUUCAGAAGUUGCGUCGUGAAGUAGAGAAGGCCAAGAGAGCUCUGUCAUCCCAGCAUCAGACCAGAAUUGAGAUCGAGUCUCUGUUUGACGGAGAAGAUUUCUCUGAAACACUCACCAGGGCCAAGUUUGAGGAGCUGAACAUGGAUCUUUUCCGAUCAACAAUGAAACCAGUACAGAAAGUUAUGGAAGAUGGUGAUCUGCCAAAGAAUGAGAUUGCAGAGAUUGUACUUGUUGGAGGAUCAACCAGAAUUCCAAAAGUCCAGCAACUUGUCAAGGAGUUUUUUGACGGAAAGGAGCCAAAUCGAGGUGUCAAUCCUGAUGAGGCUGUUGCCUAUGGUGCUGCUGUUCAGGCUGGAGUUCUGAGUGGAGAGGAAGACACUGGAGAUCUGCUGUUGCUGGAUGUCAACCCCCUUACCAUGGGAAUUGAGACUGUUGGAGGAGUAAUGACCAAAUUGAUCCCUCGUAACACUGUCAUCCCAACCAAGAAAUCACAAAUUUUCUCCACAGCAGCUGAUAACCAGCCAACUGUCACUAUACAGGUAUUUGAAGGUGAGAGACCCAUGACUAAGGACAACCAUUUGCUUGGAAAAUUUGAUUUGACUGGAAUCCCACCAUCACCCCGUGGUGUGCCCCAGAUCGAGGUCACAUUCGAGAUAGACGUAAACGGUAUCCUGAAGGUCACUGCUGAAGACAAGGGUACUGGAAGCAAGAACCAGAUAACAAUUCAGAACGACAAUAAUCGUCUGUCACCAGAUGACAUUGAGCGUAUGAUCAAUGAUGCAGAGAAAUUUGCUGAUGAAGACAAGAAAAUAAAGGAGAGGGUUGAUGCCAAGAAUGAACUUGAAAGUUAUGCUUAUUCACUGAAAACACAGAUAGGAGACAAAGAAAAAUUAGGUGGUAAAUUAAGUGAUGAAGAUAAAACAACAAUUGAAGAAGCUGUUGAAGAAAAAAUUAAGUGGUUAGAUAGUAAUGCUGAAGCUGAGGCUGAAGAGUUUAAAGCACAAAAGAAAGAACUAGAGGAAGUUGUUACACCUAUAAUGAGUAAACUUUACCAGGGAGCUGAUGGUGCUCCACCCCCAGAGGGAGGGGAAGAUGGAGAGGAUCAUGACGAAUUAUAAAAAUUGUGGAAUCUAGAUUUAAAUUAUUUCUCAUUUAAAUAGGUUGUUUCCUAUAAAUUUAUCAUAUUUGAACAAUGACUUGGAAUUUAAAGAGAAGCUAACCUGGUCUGGUUAUUUAGGCUAAUGUCCUAUGAACAAUUAAACAAUAUUUCUUAAUAUUAAACAAGGAAAUUUUUGCUAUCUUUAAGUUGCAGUUAAAUAUAUUUCCAAGUUUCUGUUCUGAUAAAAAAAGUUUUGCAUCAAAAUGCAAAUUUCUCUAUCGUUAGACAUUUAUCCAUUUUGUAAUAUAAAUCCAAUUCAUUGUGGGCAAGAAGAGCAUGUAAGAAUGCAUGUAAAGUGCUGUUGAACCAUUUUGGUAUAAAUAUUGAUGUGUGGGUUCAAGAGGAACAGUUAACAGUGAUAUUAUGUUUGUGUAUGAUUUGUGUACAUGUGUCUGUCACCAUGAGAUAAUUUUGGUUCAGUUAGAACUUCAUAUCAUCAUCUUGUUUCUCUUUGGGUUUUGAAUAUUUUUUUCCCUCCAUUUUAAGGAACCUUGGAUUUCAGACUUGACAUCUGUUUGUUAUAAUUGGACCAUAUCAUGUUAUGAUGAAUAACUUGGAGAAUGUUUUGAUAGUAUAUAAGCACGACUUGGUUAAUUUUAUGUGUGAGAAUGUAUUGGACUUUGUUUCAUAUCUUGUACUGAUGAGGGCACCUGGUUGAUAGCUUUCUUAUAAAUUGUACUAUUAUUAAAAAAAAUCACACAGUUUCUUUUCUUAGAAAUUUGAUGAAAAUGAAGACAAAGUAUGGAAGAUUGAAUUUUUUUGCAAGCUUUCAACAUUCAAAUUGAUGUUCUCAUGACAUCUGAUAGUGAUUAUGUGUGAGAUAUGGAUGUAUAGUUAUUGGGAAAUGUGUUAACUGUUGAGUGAGUAUGUAUGAUUUGUACAUAUGUGGUACAUGAAUGUAUAUAUGUAAGACUGAAUAAUAAAAGAAAGAUUUUUGUAAAAAAAAAA